AUGACGGAAUUGAAUCAUUACCUCAACAGCACAGCAGGGCCUUUGAUGAUUGGUGUCCUGUUUGCCAUGGUGCUCUAUGGCUGCACCUGCGCCCAUGUAUUGUGCUACACGUGGCACUUCCCUGAAGACUCGAUCAGAGUUAAGGCUUUGGUUUUAAUGUUAUGGUCCUGUGGUACUAUUAUGCAAGUGGGCAUGCAAACAUCCCCAAAUUACAAAUCGCUGAUCAGACGCAGUGAUUGUCUUGAUCGUACAAUGGUAAAUUCCCUCUCACACACUGAAUCCGUCAAUUUCCUGCCAGUUCUUCUAACUCCAGCCUCUGCUGCUAGCUUCUACAUUCAUAAGGUUUGGAAACGCUGUGGCUUCUACAUUGCUAACCUCUUUUUUCUGUUGACGCUUUGGCGACCCGAUAACCGCAGAACUCACGACGCGUUGGACGCUGUCGUCAUCGUGAAGUCGAAUCCUGCGCUCGCGUCCGUCACCGACGUCUAUAUCAGUGCAGCGUUGGUGUGGGGGCUGAGGAGGGAGACCCCAGCAUACCGAAGUACGCAAAUGCUCAUGCAAAAACUGACGAUCUACGCCGUCAAUCGCGGAGUUUUUAUCUCGCUUUCAAUCGCGAAAUUUGCUAUUGGCAAAUCUUUCAUUACCCGCUUAGUAAACGCUAAACUCUCGGCAUCGUCUGGGCAACUCGGAGUCCGUCCACUUUUCAGACGGACUCUUGGAUAUUCCCAUGGAGCGUCUGAACGAUGUGAUGAGAUCUCCGCGAACCGUCGCACUUUCGCGUACUGUAUUCAUGCUGUUUACGUUCGCCAUUUCGCGGGCUGGCAAUGCCACCAAGGCCACGCAGUAUCCAAGAACGCGGGUACUAAGGGCCCCGAUACCUCUUAA
Messenger RNA from Laetiporus sulphureus 93-53, 885 nucleotides. RefSeq lists its product as uncharacterized. The coding region runs from base 1 to 885 and encodes 294 amino acids. The transcript has 13 exons. NCBI's taxonomy places the organism in Eukaryota, Fungi, Basidiomycota, Agaricomycetes, Polyporales, Laetiporaceae. The record is from RefSeq and is a predicted model, not a curated record.